AUGCCGGCAUACCACUCCAUCUUCCUUGAGGACCGGGAUGUCCCCGUACUAGGCAACUUCCCAAUCCUCCCCCUCCGCACCCGCACUCGCGGCCCCGCAUACACACUCCCCCCGCUACCUGCCAACACCACCGACCUCGACGUGCCCCCAGACAGCGAGUCCUACGACUGUGUGGAUGAAAUCCUAUCUCUUUUCCGCGCCAAUGUUCUGUUCCGUAACUUUGAAAUCAAUGGUCCCGCCGACCGCAUGCUCAUCUAUGGAACCUUGUUUAUCAGCGAGUGCCUGGGGAAGGUCAAGCCGACAAUGACAUCUCGUGAUGCAGAGAAGGCCCUGAUCAAUGCUGCGCUCGACCAUUUCGCCAUCCCGGGUGACGCAUCUUUCCCGCUCAACCAAGCCUUCGAGCCCCCACGGGAUCGUCAAGAUGCAGAGACAUUGAGGCAAUACAUCUCCCAAGUGCGGCAGGAGACUGCCAUUCGGUUGCAUGCUAGAUUAUACCCUGGCGGUGUUGGUCCCUCGAAGUGGUGGCUCAGCUUCGCGAAGAGGAAGUUCAUGGGAAAGAGCUUUUAG
Aspergillus wentii DTO 134E9 is the source of this 567-nucleotide messenger RNA. RefSeq names its product actin-related protein 2/3 complex subunit 3. Gene Ontology annotation, molecular function: actin filament binding. Gene Ontology annotation, biological process: regulation of actin filament polymerization; Arp2/3 complex-mediated actin nucleation. Gene Ontology annotation, cellular component: cytoskeleton; Arp2/3 protein complex. NCBI's taxonomy places the organism in Eukaryota, Fungi, Ascomycota, Eurotiomycetes, Eurotiales, Aspergillaceae. The record is from RefSeq and is a predicted model, not a curated record. The coding region runs from base 1 to 567 and encodes 188 amino acids. The transcript is spliced from 6 exons.